Bombyx mandarina (wild silkworm) is the source of this 2402-nucleotide messenger RNA. RefSeq names its product GDI interacting protein 3 (gene Gint3). Gene Ontology annotation, molecular function: protein binding. The record is from RefSeq and is a predicted model, not a curated record. Gene Ontology annotation, cellular component: cytoplasm. Lineage: Eukaryota; Metazoa; Arthropoda; Insecta; Lepidoptera; Bombycidae.
UUCAAAUACUAUUAUUAAAAACGUUUCUAUUGAUACUGUUUAUAACUUUAUUGCUGAUUUGUCUGUCGUGGCGAGUGUACGGUAAAAGAAUUUCCGAGAGGUUCAUGAAACCGGCUACAUCAGCCACAAUAGAACAACUUAAAGAGAGUGUAUCAAAACUGAAGCUACCGAAAGAGCACACUCCAAGAAUUUAAAAUGGCAGACAAGAUAAAAAAGUUUUUCCAGAAGAAGAAAGUCGAUGCGAAAUUCAAAUUGGCCGGUCGAGGUCAUAAAUUGACUGAGUCAACGACAAGCAGUCACGAUUCUGUAAAAAAAGACAUCCCAGUUGUUAAAAGAUCAGGGCUUUCAGAGGAAAGCAAAGUUGCAGCCGAGGCUGCUUUAGCUAGACUCAAUCAGAAGAGAGAAAACCCAGGCUUUAAUACAUCAUUAGCUGCUAUUCAGGCGCAAGUAAGGAAAGAAUUAGAAAAUGAAAAGGCAUCUAGUUCAGAAGCUACACCACCAGUCGAGGCACAAAAGAGCUUCACUGAAGAGGAUUUACCGAAGAAUUUUGCCGCAAGUGGUGUUUAUUUCAAGUGUCCUAUUAUAAGCAACGAUGUAUUACCCCGUGAUGAGUGGAAAAAGAAUAUCAAAACUUUCCUUUACGAGCAACUUGAGGAGGAGAGAGGGCUGACUGCAUGUCUUAUAAUACAAUCAUGUAACAAUAAUAGAGAAAAAAUAGACGCCUGCGUUGAAACUCUUUGUAAAUAUCUCGAGAAUAUCAUCAAUCAUCCUGAUGAAGAUAAAUAUCAAAAAAUUAGAAUGACGAACAGGGCAUUCAGCGAACGAGUACUACCUUUAGAAGGCUCAAUGGAACUGCUCUUAGCUGCCGGAUUCGAUCAAAAGAAACUAACCAAUCCAGAUGGCCUAGAAGAAGAUUAUCUUAUAUUCAACAAAGACAAUGUUCCUUCAUUAGACACGCUUAAUACCUUAAUAGACGCUUUAAGAACCGCCGAACCGAUACAAUUGGAGCUCGAUAGGAACUUACAAGUGUUGCUUCCUUCACAAGCUGCCUGUAAAGUGCAACUACCCUCGAGCUUCUACGCGCUUUCGCCAGAGGAAUUCAAGCGAGAACAAAAGUUGAGAGCCGAAGCAAUAGAGAAAAGUCAAAUGCUCAGAACGAAGGCGAUGAGGGAGAAAGAUGAAAUGCGCGAAAUGAGAAAAUACAAAUUUGCGAUCAUUAGGAUUCGUUUUCCGGAUGGUAUACUAUUGCAGGGAACUUUCUCAGUGUACGAGCGUUACAAUGAAAUUCACGAAUUCGUCCAAGAGAACUUAGAACAUUCCGACCUCCCGUUCGUGUUGAACACUCCGACAGGUCACAAGUUAAUCUUAGAGGAAGACGCGAAUAAGACCCUUAUCGACCUUCGUAUCGUGCCGGCAACAGUGCUCACGUUCGCUUGGCACUCGUCAGUGGCCGAAGAAAUAAGCAGGAGUCCCAACAGAGAUGUGUAUUUGAAACCAGAAAUCAUGAUAUUGGUACAAGAAAUGUGAGAUAAUAUUUGCAGUUGUCAAGCAAGCUCUUAUCAUAGACACGCGAAGUAUUUAAGGGUAUUUAUUACAUUAAUGACUCAUUGUUAUCUCUACGGUAUGUAGGUAAUUCAAAUUGGAUCACUUGAGGACUGAUUUUUCAAACAACAAAUUCAAAAAUUUAUUCAUCGUUCAAAUUAUAAUCUGAUCACCAAAAAAUUGGUUGUAAUGUCGUUUAUAUGUCUACAUUGUUUGUAGUGAUAUAAUGAUAUAACUUUUCUUUGAGAAUUAAAAAACGUUCCUAGUUCUAAGCUCAUUCAUUCAUGGUAGCUUUCUACAUUGUGCUUUAGAAAGAGACAACUGACCAUAUAAAGCUUGGUUCGUUACGCACCUGACAGAGACAAAUCUUCUCGUUCGAAAUCGAACUUUUUAUUGGUCUUGAUUACAAACUAUUGAGAUUUGAGGUCAGUCUAUUAGAUAGCAGCUGUCCCACACUUCAAAGCGAUUGAUUGCCUCGCAGUAUAGAGGUAAUAACUAUACUGAGACCUCAGAACUGAUAUCUCAAGGUGGGUGGCGAAUUUACGUUGUAGAUGUCUAUGGGCUCCAGUAACCACGUAACACAAAGUGGGCUGUGAGCUCGUCCACCCAUAUAAGCAAAAAAUUAAAUAAAAAAACAAGGUGGGACUUACCAGUACACACUCAGAAUACGUUUCACUAUCAUUGUAAUGCUGAGGAAUAAUAUCGACGAUAAGAGUAUUUUAUUUAACCUCUUCAAUAACAUUGGCACGUCUGCCAAUAUGCGUUUACUGGUGGUAGGACGUCUUGUGAGUCCGCACGGGUAGGUACCACUACCUUGCCUGUUUCUGCCGUGAAGCAGUAAUGCGUUUCGGUUUGAAGGG